Malaya genurostris is the source of this 1890-nucleotide messenger RNA. RefSeq names its product serine protease grass-like. Gene Ontology annotation, molecular function: serine-type endopeptidase activity. Gene Ontology annotation, biological process: proteolysis. The record is from RefSeq and is a predicted model, not a curated record. Bases 120 to 1619 code for a protein of 499 amino acids. The transcript has 4 exons. Lineage: Eukaryota; Metazoa; Arthropoda; Insecta; Diptera; Culicidae.
UCGUUCAGUUAUUAAAGGAGAGUUAAAUCAACCGGUUCCGGACCAACUGAGAGUUCUGUGAGUGUUAGAACAAAAGUUUUCAAAUUUGGCAGCGGAAUUUACUGGGGAAUACUGAAGACAUGAUCCGAUCCAGUAUACUGUUUAUUCUAGUCACGGCGGUACUUGUCACUGCUACGAGACAGUGCCCUUCGGAAGAGGACACGUGCGUCCCGUUCAAGUUCUGUCCCCGUAUUUACGAUGCGAUCAUGUCCGGGGAGGUUUACAAAAAUAGCACUUUGAGCCAAGAUAUCCGAUCACGAGCAUGUUUUGAUCUGGACAACGGCGAAGAACUGAGGGUAUGUUGUGCGCGUUCGGAUCUUAGUCUGGGAAAACAGUGUACCAAUUCUCAGAACAUCACGGGAACUUGUGUAGCUGCAGAACAUUGCAAACCGAUCGUUAAAUAUCUGAGACGAGGUCGUCGUAGUACGGUAAUCGAGCAAGAACUUCGUGAAAGCAUGUGCUACCAAGAUGGCAGCAAGGAGUACUACUGCUGUCCGGAAGGAUCCAUCUCGACUACACCGACCAAGAAGCAACGAAUCAAAAGCACUCAUAUGAUGGUGGAAAACGAUUUCUCUGUUUGUCACGAUACUUCGGGCAAGUCGGGUCUGUGUGUUCCUGUGCAGCACUGUGACCGGAUCCAUAACGUUUUCCGGAAUUCUACCAUUCGGAAGGAUGGCAAAUUGGCUAAGUUUAUCAACGCCAACCGAUGUCAAUCGGAUGCCAGGGAUAGUACAGCGAUAUGUUGCGCAAAAAUUCCGGGCAGUACGAAGCAUCCGGUUUUCAUUCGUCACCCGAAGGCAGCAAAACUCGGUCUUAGUAACUGUGGAACGGUACGAAUUUUCGAUAGAAUCCUGCAGGGUAGCGAAGCAUCCCUCGGGCAGUACCCUUGGAUGGCAAAUCUGCUGUACAGCUGGAAAGGAACCAUGAGGAUUUUCUGCAGUGGAUCACUGAUUCAUCCACGGUAUGUCCUCACAGCGGCACAUUGCAUGAAAGGAAGCUUGAGACCGAAAGCCGUCCGUUUGGGAGAGUAUGAUCUAAAGCAAAAUCCGGACUGUUCUGGGAAAGCUUGCGCUGAGCCCUACAAAGAGUAUGCCAUCGAGAAACUUAUUCCAAACGAAAACUUCAAUGGAUACAAUGCGGAUUAUGACAUCGCUUUAGUCCAGAUGGUUUCGGCGGUUCCCGUGUCAGUUGAGCAAAUUUAUCCGAUUUGUCUUCCGUUGACAGAGAAUCUUUUGAUGCUGAAACCUAGCAAGCUGACCGUGACCGGAUGGGGUUUGACGGAACGACAGGAACCUUCCUCGGUUUUGCUAGAGGCUGAACUGCAAAUUACCAACCGAAUGUCCUUAUGUGAUGGAGAGCGUACAUUUUGCGCCAGAGGAAGAGAUAUGGAGGGCCAUUGCCGUGGGGAUUCUGGUGGACCUUACCAAACCGUGGUAUGGUCUGGAAGCAACUAUAAAUAUGUUUUAUUCGGUAUAAUUUCCGGAGGAUCCGGGCAGUGCGAUAUUAAGGACAGACUACCGGGAGUCGGUGUAAUGGUCGGAUUUCACAUCUACUGGGUGUUGGAUCACAUGGACAUUUAGCGGUACAAGUGCACUCCUAAAUGAGAUGCUUUCUGUGUCUGAUAAUGGUCAAUUACUAACCAGCUCUUGGUAGUGGCACACGAGGAUCAUUUCAAUCCAAAAACACUGGUUUGAGAUCUGCGUACUGUGGAUACAUCAUACAGAGAUAGUGGAUGACCCUGUUUGGGUUCUCGCGUAACGCAUCGGUUAUGAAAAUCGAAACAUUCCCAGUGUUCAAAAUGUAUUUCAACGCUUUGUAAUACCCGCAAAAUAUAAUUAAUUAACUUCAACA